This is a messenger RNA of Owenia fusiformis, 3435 nucleotides long. NCBI's taxonomy places the organism in Eukaryota, Metazoa, Annelida, Polychaeta, Sabellida, Oweniidae. The record is from the annotation of a GenBank genome assembly.
GAGCAGGAUACAAGUUCUUACUUUGACACACAUUUCUGAGACACGGACACACAAGACACCAAUAUCAAGAUGCCACCCAAACGCAGAGCAGCCUCAGGAUCCACAGGACGUGCAACACGACAAAAAGCUGAAGUCAAAGAGGUUGAGAAACCCCAGACAACCAGAUCGGGCAGAGGACGUAGCACAAACAAAGCUCCAGAAACACCAACCAAAGCUGCUAAAGGAAGAAAGGAGAGCAAGAGUCCUGCUCCAGCUAGGGGGCGUGCUAAGAAAGCUGAAUCUCCAGUGAGUACCCGCCCAACAAGAGGAAGAUCGGCAGCAAAAUCUGCAGGUGAUGAAGUAGAAACUUCCAAGCCACUAGGACGCAGCUCAAAGAGAGGCCAGGAACAAGAUGUUGGAGCAGUUGAGGAGACCACAGCAGCUACUACCCCCAAAGGGAGACGUGGACGUACCCCUACUACCCCAAAGGCAACUAAGAGCACCCCAAAGGCAACCAAGAGUACCCCCAAAGCAACCAAGAGUACCCCCAAGGCGACAAAAAGCACCCCUAAGGCAAAAAAAAACACCCCUAAGGCUGCUGAGAAGGUCACCCCCAAGACGACUCCCAGGAGGGGGAGAAGAGGAAAAGUGGAGGAAGAGGUGCCCACUGAAUCAGAACCUCUGGAUGAUACCGAAGCUGCAAAACCUGUUGAGGAUGAAGCAAAGGAGGAGCCAAUGGAACAGGAAGAGCCAGUGGUAGUUGCAUCACCAGCCAAAGGACGUAGAAGUAGAGGACGGAAAUCAGAUGUUCAAGAACCAGAAAAGUCUGAACCUGCUAAAGAGGUGACAUCACCUAGGGCAAGAGGUAGGGGUAAGAAGGCUGCCACCCCUCAAGCUACAUCCCCCAGUCCUAGGUCAAAGAGAGGUCGUGGGGCCAAGGCUCAACCUACAGAGACACCUGCCGAUACUGUUGAAAGCACAGAGAAAGAAAUCCUUACACCUAAAGAAGACAAAGAGGAAGAUACUCCAACUGAACUUAAAACAACUGUAGAUGAUGAGGCACCAGUAGAAGAAGUUGCAACUGAUAACCUGAAGAGGAAGAGAGAUGAUGAAGAAGAGAACGCCCCUAAGGAAGAAGAAGCAAGUUCUAAAAGGAUCAGAGAAGAAGAUACUGCAGAAGAAAAAAGUAAAGAAGAGGUUCCCAUGGAAACAACAGCUCCAGAACUUGACACUCCAACAGAAGAACUUCCUGUUGAAGCACCUGUUAUAGAAAUUGUAACCCCUGUUUUAGGAAAAGGUGACACUCCAAAAUCAGAUGUCAUUCAAAAAAUUGACACUCCAGAACCAGCGAUUGUUCAAGAAAGUGACACCCCAGAACCAGAUGUAGUUGAAAAAAGUGACACACCAGAACCAGAGGUAGUUGAAAAAAUUGACACUCCAGAACCAGAGGUAGUUGAAAAAAGUGACACCCCAGAACCAGUUAUAAUUGAACAAAGUGACACUCCAGAACCAGUUAUAAUUGAAAAAAGUGACACCCCUGAAGUUGAGCCAGAAGUGAUCGCUGAAGUGUCUCCAAUUGAAGCUGAACCAGAGGUACCACUUAUGGAAGUCAUUGACUCUCCAACUCCUGAAAAGGAGACGCAUGAUUCAAAUGAUGUUGUAGAGGUACAGGAAGUGCCAGGAGAUGAAAUAAAAGAAGUAUCUGUGUCCCCUGUGGAAGUUAUAGACGAUCCAGUUACUGAGAAAGAAACUGAUGAUGUCAUCGAAGAAGUCGGUGAAAAGAAAAUUGAUAAUGUUGAUGAUGCAGUUGAGUGUAUUGAAGAUGAGGAAGAUGUAGUUGAAGAUAAUGCAUCGGGGAAAGAGACUCCAGAAAUAGUGUCUGUGGUUAGUGUAAAUGUUCCUCCGGUUAUAGAGGAUGUAUCCGAAGCCUCAUCAGAUGUCCCUGUUAUUGAACAUGAGGUCCCCGCACCUGUUGGGGAAGUCAUUGGGGAAGACAUUCCAGAUAGUACUGAGAAAAAGGAUGAUGAAGUUGAUGAGCUAAAAGAAUACGUAGUUGUCGAUCUCAAAGAUGUGCCUGAUGCCCAAAGUGCUGAAAUAACUGAAGCAUUACCCCAACAGGUGGCGCAACCAUCUGAAAACCAAAUCGAGCCUGCUGAAACUCAACCUGAACCAGUUGUCAUGGAAACAACUCAAGAACCGACCAGUCAGCAUAGUGACACUAACGUUAAUGGUGUAAAUCAUACAAAUAAUAUAAACGAUCCUUUACUGAGUCGCAAAUUUAUCCCAAACCCGCAUUUAACAUCAGACAUAGACACUAGCCAAAGAUUUACUGUGGUCUCGUACAAUAUACUUGCGGAUUACCAUAUAAGGAGUAACCCUGAGGGACAUAGCUAUCUCCCUGAAGAGUACCUCUGUCAGGAAUACCGUCAUGCGAGAAUGAUGGUGGAACUUCAAUAUUUAGACGCUGAUGUUAUCUGCCUACAGGAAGUUGGAAAGACUUACUUUUCACAGCUCGAGGAAGAAUUGAGACGGCAUGGGUAUUUGGGGGUAUUCAAGUGCCGCACAGCUGAUACACAUCCAGAGGGUGAAGCAACAUUUUAUAGAAAUAGCAGGUUUACAUUGAUUGAAUGUACUACAUCAGUUAUUAGAGAAUUGGCUUAUAAGGAUCUUGAAACUAGUGGUCUGCCAAUGCAUGAACAAGUUGCUGUGCGUAAGUUCCUUAACCACCCAGAUGUUCUCGUAGUGACCAAGUUACGCUGCAAUACAACUGGCAAGGUGGUUACAGUGGGAAAUGUACAUGUAGGAUACACUCAGUUCAAGCUACGCAAUCUUCAGUGCAUACAGAUUUCCCAAAGCAUUAAGAAGGUAGUUGAGGUUGCAGGAGGCGCCGACAACCCUCAUAUCAUAUGUGGAGACUUCAAUAGCCAACCUGACACCCCUGGAUACCAACUAGCCUGUGACGGAUACCUCAAUGAUACAACAAUGAACGCCCUUCAAGCUCUGAGGCAUGUUGAAAUGCCUGAUGGAUCACAAGCUGCAUUGAUCAACCUGUGGUGGAAAGGAUUUAUGCAUACCUCCCCCAAUCUGAAGAGUGCCUAUGCUUUAGCUCAGGGCAGCGAACCUGAAGUUACAUCCAUUACGAGUCAAGCCCGCACGCUGGAUUACAUCUUCUUAAGCCCUACAGCACUGAACCUCGUGGGAGUCACCCAAGUGCCCUCACCCGCAGUUCUUGUGGUGAGCCUUACGCAAAACACUAUCUACCAAGGUGACAUUAACUAAAUUGGCACCUACUAAGGUGACAUCUAUUGUGACAUAUCUAUAAGGUGACAUCUAUUGAUAGGAACAAAAGGCAGCAUUAUGUACAUAAAUCGUUGCCUCAUAGGUUGUAUAAUAAAUAAUGUUCUUGAUAGAACACUUGCUGCGAGACCAAGAAAAAGGAAACCUGCACCUAUAAUU